AUGUUCAGAAGGGCUCUAUUAAAUACUAGAUUCGCGCAACCAGUAAUCAGAACUCCUUUUAUUCAGCAAGGUAGAUUCAUCUCAACCGAAAUUAAAGAUGCUAUCGAUAGGGCUGUGGGGAGCUCAAAGGUUGUCUUGUUCAUGAAAGGUACUCCUGAAUUCCCACAAUGUGGCUUUUCAAGAGCUACUAUUCAAAUGUUGGGACAACAAGGUGUGGAUCCAGAAAAGUUUGCUGCUUACAAUGUCUUAGAGGAUCCCGAAUUAAGAGAUGGAAUUAAAGAAUACAGUGAAUGGCCAACUAUUCCACAGUUAUAUGUUAACAAGGAAUUUGUUGGUGGGUGUGAUAUUGUCAUGUCCAUGGCACAAUCCGGUGAGUUAAGCGACUUAUUAGAAGCUAACGAAUGUUUAAUCCCUGAGGAAGAAGGAGAGACAACAUCUGCUAAUAUUCAACCAAACGAAAGAAGCUAA
Messenger RNA from Debaryomyces hansenii CBS767, 468 nucleotides. RefSeq names its product monothiol glutaredoxin. NCBI's taxonomy places the organism in Eukaryota, Fungi, Ascomycota, Pichiomycetes, Serinales, Debaryomycetaceae. Bases 1 to 468 code for a protein of 155 amino acids. The record is from RefSeq and is a predicted model, not a curated record. The transcript has 2 exons.